Molecule: messenger RNA, 1674 nt
Organism: Erigeron canadensis
Lineage: Eukaryota; Viridiplantae; Streptophyta; Magnoliopsida; Asterales; Asteraceae
Product: IST1-like protein
Exons: 7
Coding region: 72-1415 (447 amino acids)
Biological process (GO): protein transport
Source: RefSeq, a predicted model, not a curated record
CAAAAACACUUACAACAACAAAGGGAAUUCACAUUCACAGAGAAUAAUAAAAAUAAAAAUAAAUCAGAAAAAUGAGCAGCAGCGCAGCGAAAAGACACUGGAAGAAAGCAGCUAAUGUAACACGCGCUCUCUUUUUCAAUCGUUUCAACACCUCCAAAUGUAAGACGGCGGCGAAGCUGGGGGUAGCUAGGAUAAAGCUGCUGAGGAAUAAGAGACAGGUGGUGGUUAGACAAAUGAGACGUGAUAUCGCAUUGUUACUUCAGUCUGGUCAAGACGCUACUGCUCGUAUUCGGGUUGAGCAUGUGAUGAGAGAACAGAAUAUCCUGGCAGCUAACGAGUUUAUUGAGCUCUUCUGUGAACUAAUUGUGCAAAGACUUACAAUUAUUGCAAAACAAAGGGAGUGCCCAGCAGAUUUGAAAGAAGGGAUAUCGAGUUUGAUUUUUGCAGCUCCCAGAUGUUCUGAGAUUCCAGAAUUGGUUGCACUUAGGGAUAUUUUUGAGAAGAAAUAUGGCAAAGAUUUUGUUAGUGCAGCUACUGAUCUACGACCUGAUUGUGGGGUUAAUCGAAUGCUUAUCGACAAGCUCUCUGUUAGAACCCCUGCUGGUGAAGUGAAAUUGAAAAUCCUAAAGGAAAUAGCCAAAGAAUAUCAAAUCGAAUGGGACACAACAGAAUCUGAAACAGAACUUCUCAAGCCAGCUGAAAAGCUUAUUGACGGGCCACAGGCCUUUGUGAGUGCUUCUACCAUGCCUGUCAAGCCUACACCGCAGCAAUAUGUUCAACCAGACAACCCACCAUCACGCAGAUAUUCGAGCAAUAGUCAACACGUGAUGCAUUUUGAUGACACAAAGUCAGCUGCUGAAGCUGCUGCUGAGUCAGCUAAGAUGGCAAUUGCUGCCGCAGAAGCUGCUGCAUACUUGGCAAGCAAAGACUUGAAUCAGUCAACUCAACCACAUGAGUCUAUAAAUAAUUCCAGAAAUACCACCAACUAUGACUCAAUUUCUAGCAAUCCUUCCAUCCAAAAGAAUUCUGGUGGGUCACAUAUCUCAUCAGACAGUGCAAAGGCUCAAAGGAGAUACAGUUACAAUGCAUCUGGUGUCAAGUUUGAUGACUCUGAUUGUGAUGAGGAACCCGAGAUUGAUUAUAACAAGAUGUGUCAAGAGCCUACAAGAAGACACACAUACGGUGCACCUCCUCCAGUUUCAUCUGUAAAGUUUGAUGAAUCUGAGUCUGACUAUGAUGAAGAGAUUGAGAUGGAUCAUGACUACGACCGUUCUAGUGGAAUGAACCAUGGUCCACCAAACCGGCCUGCACCCCCUGCACCUUCUGUGAAACAAAGUCAGCGAGUUCAUCCAAAACUGCCAGAUUAUGACACCCUUGCUGCUCGUUUUGAAGCUCUCAAGCAUCACAAAUCGUAGUCCAAGAAGAUAGUCAAUGGUGAACUUUUUGGUCAAUAUUAUGUUAGUAUGAUGUCAAAUCUGGGUAUAUGGGUCGGUAAAGCUUGUUGUUCGAAGUGCAUACUACGUUAUGGCAACUUCUUUUGAUACUCAUCAUUCGUUUAUUCAUAAUAGCCUCAGGUUGGCAAAAUAGGUAAACUUGUCGGUAUAUGUUCUCAUUUUCUGCCACAUAUUUUUGUAUAAAUGGAGUUAUCGAUCACAUAUUAUAUUGUUAUAAUCA